Molecule: messenger RNA, 1121 nt
Organism: Gossypium arboreum
Lineage: Eukaryota; Viridiplantae; Streptophyta; Magnoliopsida; Malvales; Malvaceae
Exons: 2
Coding region: 424-864 (146 amino acids)
Source: RefSeq, a predicted model, not a curated record
UGGUCGUUGGUACAGUGUGAAAUUACAUGUGAAAUUUGUUUGGCCCCCACACCAAACAGCAAAUCCCAAAACUACCCACUCUGUUAGAACUUAUACGUCCUUUAGCGGACGUGUUAUGUCCAAAACCAAAACUCCUCCUAAAUGCUUUGAUUUUUGGUUGGAUUUUUACUAAGGGCGCGCCGCGUCAACCCCCAAUCCCCAUUCUUCGGCUCCCUAAUUUAAUCCACUUUCCACUUACCCAUUCCUUUAUAUAUGCUUUCCCCACCCUCUCCUCCUUUUCCCCAUUUCUUCUUGUUGACACAGACUUCUCUACUUUUUCUUGGUUCCUCACUGUUCCGGCGCCAGAAGAACGUUUGAGUUCUACACGGUUUGAAGCUCUUGGAAUUUCACCGUAGAUAAAAAACUUUUUUGGUCUCAAAGGCAAUGGAGGUAUACGGCAAAACCAUGGCUGCUGCCCCUGCAAAUGUUAUUUAUUUGUCUACUAUUCUAGGCCGUGACGGGCCUUUUCCUGUUCACAAAUGCGAUUGUAAAUGCCAAAAUGAACAUGUUUGUGGCAACAUGUAUCGCUGCAAACUAACAGGAAUCACACAUAUCUGUGACAAGAACUGUAACCAGAGAAUUUUGUAUGAUAACCAUAGUUCCCUUUGCCGGGCAAGCGGCCAGGUCUUUCCGCUUUCUCAAGCUGAGGAACAGGUGAUCAGAGGCGUCAGGAGGAAGCUUGAUGCUGACAAUUCCCCACCCUCUGAUAGCUGUGGUUUUAAGCGCAGACGUGAUGCGCAGAUUCGUCCUUCUCCUUUUGAGAGAUCUUUCUCUGCUGUUAGUCCCAUCUGCAGCCAAGUUGGAGAUGGCAUGGACUUGAGCUAGACUAGUUUCGAAUUUAGAUUACAUAUACCACAUCCUAUUCUUAACCUUAAGGACUUUUUAUCUUGUUUCACUUAUCUAGUUCCCAUUGGAACUUAUUUCAUGGGACAAAUAUGGAUAAAUGGAUGAAAGACCUGAUGAUGGUAGAUAGUUCUACCUGCCUGUAGGAAGAACAUUUUUAUUUCUUACCUUCUCUUAUGCUAUGUAGCCCUUUCCUAGCUUAAUUUUGAGAAAUCAAAUUUACUUCACUUUUUCUCCAA